Messenger RNA from Cygnus atratus (black swan), 2316 nucleotides. It is a transcript of the gene SPIRE2, whose product is annotated as spire type actin nucleation factor 2. The coding region runs from base 134 to 1960 and encodes 608 amino acids. NCBI's taxonomy places the organism in Eukaryota, Metazoa, Chordata, Aves, Anseriformes, Anatidae. Gene Ontology annotation, molecular function: actin binding. Gene Ontology annotation, cellular component: cytoplasmic vesicle membrane; cell cortex. The record is from RefSeq and is a predicted model, not a curated record. Gene Ontology annotation, biological process: establishment of meiotic spindle localization; intracellular transport; Golgi vesicle transport. The transcript is spliced from 15 exons.
CCGCGCCGCCGCCGCCGCCCCCGCCGCGCCGCCCCGCACCGCCGACAUCCGCCUCCGAGCCGACGGCAGCGUGGCGCUCCCGGCACCGCCGCCCGAGCUGCCCCUGCUCCUGACACCCGCUGCUGAAGCACAGAUGGUGCAGUCCUUGGGCUUCGCCAUCUACCGGGCGCUGGACUGGGGGCUGGACGAGAACGAGGAGCGGGAGCUGAGCCCGCAGCUGGAGCAGCUCAUCGACCUGAUGACCAACAGCGACUCGGAGGACAGCGGCUGCGGCACGGCCGAUGAGGGCUAUGGGGGGCAGGAGGAGGAGGAGGAGGGUGGCGAGGGGCCGCCGCGGGCCGUGCGCACCUUCGGGCAGGCCAUGCGGUGCUGCGCCGCACGCCUCGCCAACCCCGCCGAAGCCCAGGCUCACUACCAGGCCGUGUGCCGGGCUCUCUUUGCCGAGACCGUGGAGCUCAAAGCUUUCCUGGCCAAGAUCCGCGACGCCAAGGAGAUGCUGCAGAAGCUGAAUGAGGAUGAGGAAGCGGAGGAGAGGCCGUCGGCAGAGCUGGGCAGCCUGCGCAACACAGACUGGGCCCGGCUGUGGGUGCAGCUGAUGCGGGAGCUGCGGCACGGCGUGAAGCUGAAGAAGGUGCAGGAGAAGCAGUUCAACCCGCUGCCCACCGAGUACCAGCUCACCCCCUUCGAGAUGCUCAUGCAGGACAUCCGUGCGCGCAACUACAAGCUCCGCAAGGUCAUGGUGGAUGGCGACAUCCCGCCCCGGGUGAAGAAGGACGCCCACGAGCUCAUCCUGGACUUCAUCCGCUCCCGGCCCCCACUCAAGCAGGCAUCAGAGCGGCGGCUGCGGCCCCUGCCCCAGAAGCAGAGGACACUGCACGAGAAGAUUUUGGAGGAGAUCAAGCAGGAGAGGAAGCUCCGGCCCGUAGAGACGCAGUACCGGGGCCAGAAAGGCUACAGCUCCCUGCCCUGCAUCCCCCACGCCUGCUCCAGCCACCUCACCUCCAGCUCCUGCAUCGACCUCUCCGCACCGGAGGCCGGCACCGCGCCACCGCGCCCACGGCUCCGCGUCCUGCUCAAGGCGCCCACGCUGGCUGAGAUGGAGGAGAUGAACAUCUCCGAGGAGGAGGACUCGCCAGGUGCAGAGCCCGGCUUGGGGCUGCCCAUGAAGCGGGACCGCUCCUUCUCGGAGCAGGACCUGGCCCAGUUCCAGAGCGAGCUCACCGGUGGCCAGGCUGUGCCCGAGGUGCUGGGGCCGCUGGAGCCCGAGCCCCGGCCCCGCUCAGGCUCGGUCCCCGCCAGCUACCACCCGGUGCCGUACGGCUCUGCGCCACCCCGUGCUGCCCUGGGCUCCGUGGAGGAGAGGCCGGAGGACGGCUCCAGCGCUGCCCCCAGCAGCAGCUCCAAGCACCUCUGGCUGGAGUUCAGCCACCCCGUGGAGAGCCUGGCCCUCACGGUGGAGGAGAUGAUCAACGUGCGCAGGGUGCUGGUCAAGGCCGAGAUGGAGAAGUUCCAGCAGAGCAAGGAGCUCUACAACAGCCUGAAGAAGGGGAAGGUCUGCUGCUGCUGCCGCACCAAGUUCCCCCUCUUCUCCUGGCCCUCAGCCUGCCUCUUCUGCAAGCGGUCUGUCUGCACCUCCUGCAGCCUGAAGAUGAAGAUGCCUUCCAAGAAGCUGGCUCACAUCCCCGUCUACGCACUGGGCUUCGAGAGCCUCCCAGGAUCACUGCUGGCCAAAGCCCUGCCGCUGCGCAGGAGGGAAACCUUCCACUCGCUGCCGGGCCCGGGCUGGCGCCGCGUGGAAGAGGAAUUCCCCCACAUCUACGCCCAGGGCUCCGUCCUGCGCGACGUCUGCAGCGACUGCACCGGCUUCGUCACCGACGUCAUCUGCUCCAGCCGCCGCAGCGUGGCCGUCCUCAACGCCGCGCCGCGCCGCGCCGCCCGCUGCGAGUCCUGGUACAAGUGAGGGCCCGGCGCCAGCCCUGCCGGGAUGUACAUAUAUACAUAGACGGAUACACACAGCCUCUAUAUUUAUAUACCUGACGGACCAGGGGGGCGCGGGGCUGGCGGCAGGCCGGCUCCGUGUCUCCCAGCCCAUGUGCCCAGGGGAGCCUCCUGUCCCCGCCGCUGAGGGGACGCUGGCACGGCCCUUUGGGGACGGGGACCCUCGGGGAUGGGGCCCCCCCCGGGGCACCCUCAGCCCCCCCAGCCCCGCUCCGGUGCCAAGGCCUGGUGGGGCUGGGACGCCUUACGGCCCCGCGGCUCUCUGUACAUAGCGGCCCCUGGCUAAUAAACCAUCCCGGGCUGCCCCUCGGGGCCACA